Molecule: messenger RNA, 1155 nt
Organism: Ziziphus jujuba (common jujube)
Lineage: Eukaryota; Viridiplantae; Streptophyta; Magnoliopsida; Rosales; Rhamnaceae
Product: ethylene-responsive transcription factor ERF022-like
Exons: 1
Coding region: 262-828 (188 amino acids)
Biological process (GO): regulation of DNA-templated transcription
Molecular function (GO): DNA-binding transcription factor activity; DNA binding
Source: RefSeq, a predicted model, not a curated record
UGUAGUUGUGACCUCAUGUUCAAACUAAAGAAAAAAGAUUUGCACAUGCGCAUUGACAGCAUCUUUCCACUCACUUAUGUAACUACGUGGAAACUCUCAUGACCCCUCUUCCAUAAUAUAUAAAUAGUAAAUCCUAUAUGUUCUUAUAUAUAGACUCGUCAUCGUGAAGGUACAAGGUCUUCCACUUCUACUUGAUUGAUCCACCUGAAAACUAAAGUGAAAAAAAGAAAAAAAGAAAAAAAAAAAAAAAAAAAAACCCAAAUGGAAGAUGAAGCUCAUGCAUAUAGCCAUGUUGCUCCUCCGGCAUAUAGAGGUGUUCGCAAGCGAAAAUGGGGGAAAUGGGUCUCCGAAAUUCGGGAACCCGGAAAGAAAACCAGGAUAUGGCUCGGAAGCUAUGAGGCCCCGGAAAUGGCAGCCGCAGCGUACGAUGUCGCUGCGUUGCACUUCCGGGGACGUGGUGCGCGUCUUAACUUCCCCGAGCUCGUUGACAGUCUUCCGAGGCCAGCGAGCUCGAUGGCAGAAGACGUUCAAUUGGCUGCUCAGCAGGCGGCAUUGCGGUUUAGGGGGCCAAUAAGGGUGUCGGCUGCGUCGGCGACAGAGGUGAGUAGCUCUGGAGGAGUUAACUCGGUGCCUGUGACGGUGGGGCUGUCGCCGAGUCAAAUACAAGCUAUUAAUGAGUCGCCGUUGGAUUCGCCAAAGAUGUGGAUGCAAAUGGCGGAGGCUUUUUUGUUAGGGGAUCACUCCAACUCAACAUCUACGGUUUUUUAUGAUGAUGAUGUUGAGUUGAGUGAUUGUGAUAUGCAGCAGGAGUCCAUUUGGGACACUUAAUUAUAUAUAUAUAUAUAUAUAUACACACACACACUACAUUAAUGAAUUUUCAAGUAAUUUGAACAAUAUUGAUCACCUUAGAAAUAUAUAUAUAUAUAUAUAUAUAUAUAUAAUAUAAUUGAUUAGUUUUCUGAAAUUAAUUGGAAGGUGUAUUUUACUCAGCACCAAAGUUGUUGCUUUUGGAAGCUCAUUCAGUCGCUGAAAUCAGAAAUCUUUGUUAUUUCGUAUCGAUCCCUUCUUUCUUGUUUUAUUUCCUUGUAGUUCUCAGUAUACAUGUAUUUAUAUAUAUAUAUAUAUAUUUUGAAUGUUAUGACUUAAUAAUUUUUA